This is a messenger RNA of Candidozyma haemuli, 1869 nucleotides long. It is a transcript of the gene VPS52, whose product is annotated as Vps52p. Lineage: Eukaryota; Fungi; Ascomycota; Pichiomycetes; Serinales; Metschnikowiaceae. Gene Ontology annotation, molecular function: syntaxin binding. Gene Ontology annotation, cellular component: GARP complex. Gene Ontology annotation, biological process: retrograde transport, endosome to Golgi; endocytic recycling; Golgi to vacuole transport. The transcript has 2 exons. Bases 1 to 1869 code for a protein of 622 amino acids. The record is from RefSeq and is a predicted model, not a curated record.
AUGAGCAUUGCAUAUUUGGAAAAGCUCUUGCCGCUUCGAGAAGGCGAGCCUAAUGAACAGCCUGAUGAGUCGUUGCUUCAAGAUCUAUCUGACCACGAUAUAGGUCUUCUUUCAGCACGGUACCAGGAGUUUCUAGAUUCGAUUGGUCCGUUUAAGGAGAAACUUAAGCCCAUAGAGCAAUUUCUUGACUACUUUAAUACUGAGGUGUGCAAGCUUUCAGACUCUUUGUUGGCGCUUCAGCAUCAGUCGUCCCAGCUUUCAUCCAACUUGGGCCUGCAAAGACAAGUUGUUGAUCAGCUCAAUCCGGUCAUCUUGGACUUGAUUAUCCCUCCAUCUGUGUCUGAAAGUGUAAUUAGUGAGCCAGUGGAUGAGAAGUGGAUGGAAAAUAUCAGGUUUAUUGUUGAAAAGCAACAACUCAUACAGAAGGUGAAGGAUGUCAAGGAAACGGAUAAGGAACUGCAGUUUUUAGCUCCGUAUAAGGACUCCAAGGCAUUUUCUGAGCUUGAAAAUGGUAUUAAGUCCUUGGAGGCCAAAGCUAUUGAAAGGAUCAGAGACCAUGUUAUCAACCAAAUCAGACUUCUUAGAAGAUCUCUAAAGACGUCAUCACAGGUGGUUCAGGAAAGCCUUUUGCAAACAAAGGAAGCGUUCUACUUCUUAAAAGAAAGGCAUCCAAAGCUUGCAAACCAACUUCAGCUUGCAUAUAUUUUCACCAUGAAAUGGUACUACACAACAAGAUUCGCCAAGUACCUUUACGCUAUCCAGAAGCUCAAAGUUAAACAGGUUGACACUGGUUACGUAUUAGGAGCCAAUGAGCAUGGAGAAGCCAAGUCUGGUUUAUUUGGUGGUCUCUUGGAAUCCACUUAUUCAUAUGCCUCUUCGCAAUCGUCGCCGAAUCUCGGUGGUGGUCCAGCUGGAGCUAGUGCUCAAGGCAGCUCUCGUCCUACCCUUAACGAAUACUUUCUGUCGGUCAGGAAGAGACUCGAUAUUCUUUCUGAAUCUGACGGGGAAAGCCGUCGCUCCAUUCCAUCUCAAAUUGCUGAGACGACGCCUUUUGCAUACUGGUUAGAGUUCAUGUAUAACCAAUGGGCCAAUGCUUUAUUAGACAACGUCAUUGUUGAGUAUCUUUUCUUCAUUGACUUCUUCCACCAGGGUGAUGAGAAAGCUGGACCUGUCAAAGAGCUAGAUCUGGGAAUGAAUAUUCCAUGUGGUGCAGAUCAAACCUGGUCUCAGGUCGUUUUCGGCGAGGUAUACAAAAUGGGUCAAGAUUUUGUUCAUUGGCUCUUGACAAGUACUCUUCAGAGACUGAGCUCAAGAAUAGUCUCAGGAACAGGUGCUGCGGCAGCCUCUGUUGCUGGGUACGCUUAUGGAGCAACUGGUGAUGCGUAUGCUGUUUUGCUUAUUAUUCGUUUGGUUCAAAAUCAUCAGUACAACCUUCAUAACAGGUUCCAUGUGCCUUCCAUGGACGAUUACCACAAUCGUCUUUUGCUUCAACUCUGGCCACAAUUCACAAGAGUGAUUGAUUUGAAUUGCGAUGCCCUCAAGAAGAAUGUUUUGGGAACAGGUUCCUAUUCUUCCAGAAAUGCAGACAAGCAUCAAGCACCACUUAAUGUCACACAACAGUUCUCGCAGUUCCUUGCUGGACUUCUACGCCUCGCCUUCGUUCACGAUUCGGACCAGGACAAACGCAGCUUCUUCCAGGGCGAACCAAUUGCAAUGUCCAUCACCAGAAUAAGAAAUGACUUUGAAGGUGCACUUACCAAGGCCAGUAAUCAUAUGUUCGGGUCAGGACGCAGCAAAACUACCCAGAAGGAGAUCUUCCUUUUUAAUAAUUACUUCUUAAUCAUGACCAUUCUUCGAAACGACAAGUGA